AUGACGCUGACGCAGGGAGUCCGACUCUUGCUGAAGCGGCUGCGGCGAAGCCCCGGAACAGGGAGCGGGGCCUGGGGCCUGGGGCCUGGGUUGAAGGGACGACCCCCCUCCCCACCGAUGAGCGAUGAGCCCCUGGCUGGAUCGGCAGUGCACGUUCACGCUUCUGGUGGCCUCGCAGUUGUGCUUCCUGGUCUACUAUUCCUUCGGGGGACUCCAGAGCCUCGCCGCCUUCUUCUCCUGGGACAGCGAGCCAGCCUGGGACUACAGCAGGACUCACGAUGUCUACACCAACCUCAGCCUCAUCCAGCGGGCCGGCACCGGCACCCAGAGCCUCCCCGACUGCCCGGACAAGUCCCCCUACCUGGUCGGCCCGCUCAGCAUCCAGUUCGACAGCGUCCCCCCGCUCGCCGUCAUCCAGGAGCGGAACCCCCUGGUGCAGGAGGGCGGCUUUUACAUCCCCCCGAACUGUGUGCCUCGGUACCGCACGGCCCUGAUUGUCCCCCACCGCAAUCGGGAGACCCACCUCCGGCACUUCCUCUAUUACCUGCACCCGUUCCUGCAGAGGCAGCAGCUCCAGUACGGCAUCUACAUCAUCCACCAGGCGGGUAACCAGACCUUCAACAGGGCCAAGCUCCUGAACGUCGGGGUGAAGGAGGCUUUGCGAGAUGAAGAGUGGGAUUGCCUCUUCCUGCACGACAUCGACCUCAUCCCGGAGAACGACUACAACCUGUACGUCUGCGACGCCGGAAACCCCAAGCACGUCUCCAUCGCCAUGAACAAAUUCGGCUACAGGCUUCCAUACAAGACAUACUUUGGUGGGGUGUCAGCAGUUACUCCAGAACAGUAUCUCCAGAUGAAUGGCUUCCCCAAUGAAUAUUGGGGCUGGGGUGGGGAGGAUGAUGACAUAGCGACCAGGCUGCAAUUGGCAGGGAUGCGGAUUUCUCGCCCUCCCCUCUCUCUGGGACGAUACAAAAUGAUCAAACACAAACUGGACAAGGGCAAUGAGGAGAAUCCAAGAAGGUUUGACCUUCUCUACAGGACCCGGAGAUCCUGGAGACAGGACGGUAUGAACUCCCUGUCCUACGUCACCCUGAGCCGCCAGCGACUGCCCUUGUUCACCAACAUCACCGCUGACAUCGGGCCGGGUCCCAGCAGAAAAAGUCCGCGGGGGCCGCAAGGAGGGAGCCUAAAAGGGGCAGAGGCUGGGGCGAGCCGGGCAACAGGAGGCACAUGACCCCUUACCCCCCACCCCCCCCUCCAUAUCAGCUGAGAGUCCAUGAAGCUGAACAGAUUGAUCAGAAGACACUAGGGAUAUUUGGGAGGUAGUGGGUGUCGGGGGUUGUGAACUCUGACCUCCAAGGUGGUGGCCUCUUCCUCUUUUGCCUUGGUCGUGGUUCGAACAUGUCUAGCGUGUGUGUGUGUGAGUGUGUGUAUGUGUGUGUGUGUAUAUGUGUGUGAGUGUGAGUGUGAGUGUGUGUGUGUGUGUGUGAGUGUGUGUGUGAGUGUGUGUGUGUGAGUGUGUG
Carcharodon carcharias (great white shark) is the source of this 1523-nucleotide messenger RNA. RefSeq names its product UDP-Gal:betaGlcNAc beta 1,4- galactosyltransferase, polypeptide 3 (gene b4galt3). The transcript has 7 exons. Gene Ontology annotation, molecular function: glycosyltransferase activity. The coding region runs from base 125 to 1234 and encodes 369 amino acids. Lineage: Eukaryota; Metazoa; Chordata; Chondrichthyes; Lamniformes; Lamnidae. Gene Ontology annotation, biological process: carbohydrate metabolic process; galactosylceramide biosynthetic process. The record is from RefSeq and is a predicted model, not a curated record.